Messenger RNA from Tribolium madens (black flour beetle), 2097 nucleotides. RefSeq lists its product as uncharacterized. Bases 206 to 1885 code for a protein of 559 amino acids. Gene Ontology annotation, biological process: aerobic respiration; mitochondrial fission. The transcript has 3 exons. The record is from RefSeq and is a predicted model, not a curated record. Gene Ontology annotation, cellular component: mitochondrion. Lineage: Eukaryota; Metazoa; Arthropoda; Insecta; Coleoptera; Tenebrionidae.
UCCCUACAUUUGAAACUUCAAUUUUCCAGAUUCGAAGCUUGGGUGCUCUAAAAUUCACGUGUGUGUUUUCCCCGUCGUGUUUUCACUCAAAAUUCAUCGAGUAAUGUCUUAAUUACCGAAAUCGUAGUGUUUUCCGUGUGAAAUUCGUCAAUUUCCACCAUGAAAAUUGAAGUUUGACAUAAGUGACGGUUAGAAGAAAACCCAAAUGGUUCGACGCAAGAAAAGUGGGAAAAACUUCAUUAAACACAAUGAAAAUGACGAGAUGGAGGAAACCCUGGUCUUCAAUGACGACAAUACGGGCUUUAACCCCGUUACAACCCCCAAAUGCACCCCCCGCCAGCCCCCUAGUUCCUCCAUCAAAAGCACCCCCGUGAACAAGAAAAGUCGCUCAAAUCGACGUCGGAACAGCUUGAACAGGACGUUAAACGUGACAAAUUUGAAUAUUUUGUUCGAUUCGAGUUAUAUAAAUCAAGGGACGCCGCCCCAGGAGAGCAAAACAGCCCCAGGUGGAAGCACGCAGAGUGUGAAUUUGGACUCGAAUCAGUCGAUCACCGAGACGCCGAAAUUGAGUCAAUUUUCCCUAAUUGAAGACUUUGUCGCGCAGAUUAAGCCCCCCCAAGGCCCCCCGGACAAAAGUAAAAUACAUUAUUUGGGUUCUAACGUUAAUUUAAAUCCCUAUGCGCAAAACUCGGAGGUGAAAUUUGUUAAGGAGCCGAGUUUGGGCGAAAUAUCGUUUUUCACGCCUCGACUUUACAACAAUUUGGCUUCGACGCCCAUCGCCAACAUCAUGAAGGAUUCCCCCAUCAAGGAGAGUCCGAAUAAUGUCAAAAGUGACGUUGACGUUGUCAAAAUCGAUAAAAUUUCGAAUUUUGUGUAUCAAUCGACGCCGGUGGACACGACGGAUCAACAAACGCUUUUAAAUCCUCAAAGGGGCCGAAAGGUCGUUUCGCCUAAAACUCAUCGGUCGAAGAAUUUCACCAUUGUUCAUAAUUUAUCGCGAGUUAAUAAAUCUAAUUCCGGUUAUCGGACGUUUGUCGCAGAUCGGGAGGACAAAGGGGGCAUUGAGGUCAUCUUCCAGAGGCUGAAGAGGCUGAGUAGGACGUCGAUCAAGUGGUCGUGGAAAAUCGUCGAUUUGUGUAAUUACAUCGGGCUGGCUUUGAAAAAGAGUUUCACCUCAAUUUUCAAUGUGUACCGCACGGAAGAGCUCCCAUCUCUCCAAUCCUCAACUUCAGUCUGCAAAUGCGAAAUCUACGAAUCGGAGUUAAGAAUCUGCACGUCUGAAAUCGAAGUUUUAAAAUCGGCCCUCGUCCAAAUCCGCAGUCAAGUCGAAAUCCGUAAAACCUACGACGAAGAAAUCAGUCUAUUGAACGCUCAACUUGCCCAACUCAAGUCCGAAUUCUCCUCAAUUUGCGCCCUCAAAACCGAAUUGGACGAUUUGAAGCAACGUCUCAGACAACCUCCGCCUUGUACUCCUCCACCGCCGCCUCCACCACCUCCUCCGCCACCUCCAUCAGCCCCGAAAACCAUCGUCCCAAAACCGAAAAAAUCCAACAGUAAGAGUAAUAAGGAGAAUUCGCGGCCAAUUAUCUCCCUCGAUGAUAUUCUUAAAGUGAAGUUGAAGAAAACAACGGAGCGACCGACGCCGCAUAGAAGAAAUACGCAGCCGAUGGUCUCGAUGGAAAUGUUGAAACAAGUGAAGUUGAAGCCGCCCUCAAGACCUCAAACGCCGGUUGGUGAGACGAGUCCGAAUUCGAGUUUGACGCGAUUGUUGAGUGAGAAAACCGUAAAGGUUAAGAGGUUAAGGAGGGUUGGGGGUUACAGUUUUGAUGAUGUUUGUAGACGAAACCAGCUGGCGAGGCAAGAGAGGGAGAGGACAGUCAGCUGAAUGGAGUGAAUUGAGGGGGUUUUACCCCUCAAAACAACGGUAUUUUAUUUCGAGUUAUUUUUUUAUAUUGUUUAUUAUGAGUAUAUGUAUAUGGCGAUUUUAAGACAUUCUAUUUUUAUUAAUUUUAUUGAAGGUGGUUUUGAGGAAUUAUGCAACGAAAUACUCAAUUUUGGAUCUUAUUGUGAUAUAUUUAAAUAAUAGAACUUUAUCAA